Drosophila pseudoobscura is the source of this 697-nucleotide messenger RNA. RefSeq lists its product as uncharacterized. Lineage: Eukaryota; Metazoa; Arthropoda; Insecta; Diptera; Drosophilidae. The transcript is spliced from 3 exons. The coding region runs from base 262 to 609 and encodes 115 amino acids. The record is from RefSeq and is a predicted model, not a curated record.
UGAUUGUUAUCUUAUUGAACAAAUUGUAGCCCCUAAUAGCAUGGGAAUCCAUCCAUUCACGACUCUACCUUUUUGUAGGUGGAUAAGUGUGCGGUGUGAUUUUUUUCUAUCUGCAUUCAAAAUCAAAACUUGUUUCCCUCUUAAUUAUACCGGCUGUGAUUUUGGGCUUAAAGAUGGGUUGAGGGUCGACGGCUAGACAGUUUAUAGUCAACCAUAGAUAGGCCAUCAUGUCUCGUAGAUUAUGCGCAGUGACUCUUUGUGAUGCUCCUAUUGCACCUGGCGGCAUCGGCGCCCCCAACACUAGUGCCGCAAAUACGCAUUCCCGGUUUCCAGCUCGAGCCCCUCGAUAACACAUACUACCUCAGCAUCCAGCACCCGGAUGGCACUAUCCGCCAGGAGUCUGUGAAGGAGAUUGCUCCGGGGCAGCUGCAAGUCCAGGGUGUGAUUAAUCAGCCAUUCGAAGAGCACGGCACUUCGCUGGUGGUCACCUACCAGGCAGGUGCCAAUGGUUACGUGGCCAAAUAUACUUACGGCAAGGGCCCGCCCACACCGCCGACCCAGCUGCCACAAUUCCUCAGUCCCAAUGCCUUGAAAUCAACAGCUGGCUAGCGGCUACUUAAAAAUAAAACCCUCCAGAAACCAAUUUGUCUAUAGGUUUCAUAAAAGAAUUAACAAGUGUUCUCUUUUCAAAACAAAA